Molecule: messenger RNA, 78 nt
Organism: Caenorhabditis briggsae
Lineage: Eukaryota; Metazoa; Nematoda; Chromadorea; Rhabditida; Rhabditidae
Exons: 2
Coding region: 1-78 (25 amino acids)
Source: RefSeq, a predicted model, not a curated record
AUGAUAAACAUUGGAAACGGAGGGGAGAAGAAGAGGAUCAUCCGGAAGAAACAAGGAUUUAUUAUAAGGGGGAGUUAG